Molecule: messenger RNA, 4129 nt
Organism: Megalops cyprinoides (Indo-Pacific tarpon)
Lineage: Eukaryota; Metazoa; Chordata; Actinopteri; Elopiformes; Megalopidae
Product: phosphatidylinositol 5-phosphate 4-kinase type-2 gamma-like
Exons: 10
Coding region: 206-1459 (417 amino acids)
Biological process (GO): phosphatidylinositol metabolic process
Molecular function (GO): phosphatidylinositol kinase activity
Source: RefSeq, a predicted model, not a curated record
GAAUGCGACCAGGAAUCCAGUGAAAGCAGCAAGCCGUGGUCCAGAAGUUAUGCCGGCAGCUCGCAUAGACGUUUGAUUGGCAGAGUAACGGAUUGAUGUAGCUGCCUAAUACGUCAACAGAAAGUUUUGGAGGAAAAGUUAGCUAGCAAGCUAAAUAGCUGUGAUACUUAAGUUUCUUCAUCCCCCCUCAGCUGCAAACGUUGCGAUGGCGUCUCUUGGUAGCUCGGGCUCCGCUUCCAGUCCGAUGGUUAUUUUGGCUCCUAAAACCAAGACCAAGAAAAAACAUUUCGUGCAGCAGAAGGUGGAGGUGUUCCGUGCCAGUGAUCCUGUUCUGAGUGUCCUUAUGUGGGGAGUUAACCACUCGAUCAAUGACCUAAGCCAGGUGCCUGUUCCCGUCAUGUUGCUCCCUGAUGACUUCAAAGCCAACACCAAGAUUAAAGUCAGUAACCAUCUCUUCAACAAAGAGAAUCUGCCAGGACAUUUCAAGUUUAAGGAGUACUGCCCGCAGGUGUUCCGCAACCUCCGAGAACGCUUCGGAAUCGAGGAUCUGGAUUACCAGGUGUCUCUGGCCCGAAGCCCCCCUGUGAGGGGAGGGGAGGGGCAAGAGGAGGGGCUUCUGCUGACCUCGUAUGACCGCACACUGGUGGUCAAGCAGAUCUCCAGCGAGGAGGUGGAAGACAUGCACAACAUCCUGUCCGAAUACCACCAGCACAUUGUGACAUGCCAUGGCAGCACACUGCUCCCGCAGUUCCUGGGCAUGUACCGCGUGAGUGUGGACAGCGAGGACACUUACCUCAUCAUUAUGAGGAACAUGUUCAGCCACAGGCUGGUGGUGCACACCAAGUACGACCUCAAGGGGUCCCUUGUGUCCCGUGAAGCAAGCGACAAAGAAAAGGUGAAAGAGCUGCCCACUUAUAAGGACGUCGAUUUCAGGAAUAACAUGCAGAAGGUGUACGUGACCGAGGAGGACAAGGAGAAGAUCAUGGAGCGGCUGAACAGAGACGUGGAGUUCCUGGUCCAGCAAAGGAUCAUGGACUACAGCCUGCUGCUGGGGAUCCACGAUUUGGAGCGGGCAGAGCACGAGGAGGAGGAGCUGGAGGAAGAGUCUGUGGAGGAGGAGGGGGAGCCCGAGAAUGGCCUGGCACCCGCUCCCUUGGUGGGCUCCUACAGCACGUCUCCUGAGGGCAUCGCUGGAUACUUCAGCUCCCACAAGCCCCUGGGGCCCGGGGAGUUUGAUCCCUAUGUGGACAUGUAUGCCGUGAAGAGCGCACCUGGUGCCCCCCGGAGGGAAGUGUACUUCAUGGGUCUGAUUGACGUGCUGACACAAUACGACACGAAGAAGAGGGCGGCCCACGCAGCCAAGACGGUCAAGCACGGGGCCGGCGCGGAGAUCUCCACCGUUAACCCAGAGCAGUACGCCAAGCGAUUUCGUGACUUCAUUGCAACCAUCUUCGCCUGAGCUCCCAUAACCCCCUGUGCUGCACCGACCAUGACUGUCCCUGUUUCUCCCAGAAACCCUGUAGUCUCCUCCUGCCAUUGCAAUCUAUUUUUUGGAUAUACAUGUAUGAAGCAAUAAUUGUUCUAAAAAAUGCAGAAAUUCAAAGCAAGGUACUUGGGCAGGAUCAAUGUUUAGGAGCUGCUUUUAUGUUGCUGUUUAUGUUAAAUAUUACACAGUUGUAUUUAUUGCUAAAGCCAUGAAAUAAUCACACAGUAACAAAUGUCAUUUGAUCUGGCUGUAAACGGUCAUAGUUUGGCAAGGUUGAUUGCACAUAUUCUUAAAAUCAUGCAUUUAAUUAAACCAUUUGAUUUAAUGCAACCUGCUAAUCAGAAUCCCAAUUCGCUUAUGUCACGCUGCAGCGAGAACGAGGCAGAGGUGGUAGCUGUGACGUCACGUUCUGUUACAUUUCAUAGAGUACAAUGCAACCGUACAGUUUCAGUGUCAACAACGUAAAGAUGGCUUGGACAACGAGCCUUGAGUCUCUACCAUCAUUCACAAUGACUGAUGUUGAGAAGUGGGCUGAAGAAGGGAAUCGUAUCCCAAGAUCAGUAUUACUGAAAGGUUACAGCAACUGGAUAGAGGGCUACAUCACUGAUAUAGAAUGUAAGUAAACAAUCGGUGCGCUAGCUUAGCAAACGUCAAAAUACUGGAAGCGUGAAGAGCUAACUUCAGUCUUGGCCUAAUAUAUACUUCUCACUAAAGUGAAGACAUGAAAUAUGAUGUAGGCCUAUGUUUUAUGUAACAUUACAUUGUGUUUUAAUGUGUUUGUGACAAGGUUAUAGUUCACAGGUUUUUUUUUUUUCGGGUGACACCAUGAAAACACAGUUGGCACACUCCCACUCUUAAAUUUCUUUAAACCGGUGAGCGACCUGACUCUACAGUCAUCAGCAAAGUGUUUGGAGCACACUCUUGUGUUGUCUGUAAUCUGAGAUGAGAGAUGUAUUAUCAGUAUUAGCACGUAAAAUAGUUCACUUUAUUUUAUUAAUUUACUUGCAAAGGUAACUUUCCACGUUAGCUAACAUUAUAACUAACUUUGCUGCACUCGAUGAUGCUUCGACAUCUAUCGACCCCACACAUUAGCCAACACUGAAAGUUAACGCUAGCUUAUCUCGUUGCAUUACUUCAUAGUUAUCUGAAAAUAUGGUCCAACAUCACGCCUUAUUUUGACAAUCCACUGCCGAUGGGUGUCCUUGUCUUUUGGAAAACGAUAAAAAGACAGCUCUGGAUUGCGUCUUUGGUAAGAAUGGCAGCCUGGCACACAGCAGUAAGCCAUGGCUUGUCAAUCACUCAAUUCACUCACUGCAACUUUCCGAUGAACUUCCUUGUUCCUACAACCUCAGCCUCGUUUUCGCGCAUAAAAUAUUCAAAAUGGUGGCCACGUGACACAAGCGAAUUGGACCAAUCAGAUGACUUCAUGGGGGCUCUUGGAACAUGGGAGGCCUUAAUGACUCCACUGAGUUAGGCUGCAUCUGAAUACUCAUACUUCCAUACUAUAUAGUACGCAAAAAGCAGUACGUCACAAUCUGUAGGGUGUCUGAAUACCUAGUAGGCAUUUAAUAGUAGGUACCCGGAUGACCUACUACAUCAGAAGUAUGCGAACAUACUACACUACGCUAUCCCAUAAGUCAGCUGGAGCCCGAAUAACCGAAGAAGAAUUCCCCAGGGGAAAAGAGAAAGAAGACGGCGGUGUAGUCAGCUUGGUUAAGCUAACAAAUCAAUUGGCUGGUUAUGUAACAUUAGGUUUUCGUUUUACCUCAGGUUGACAGUCAGCUAAGUAAAGCAGACUGAUUUUUAAAGCAUGUAAACAUUUAAACAUCCGGGUCAAAGGACAGAUAAGAUGGCGGCGGAGUACGUCCGAAUUGUGUCCUUACUACUCACUCACAUACUCAUAGAACAUACUGCAGUAACGGUUGGGUAGUACGUUCUUAACCGACGUUAGUGCAUACUGAGUAUUUGGAUGCAGCUUUACUGUCUGGAGCGGUCAUUGUGACAUCAUCAAAAGUGGAGUGGACAGGGGUGUCUCAAGCUGUAGUGGCAUGGUUGACUGGAUGUUCCUUUCUCUGUCUCACCGCACAUGAGUGCAAUGUAAACAGUGAGGGGAAAAUCCUAUCCUGAGAAUGUAGUCUUCUCAGCACGAUGCUCUUAGGUUGUUUUGACUAUCAACUGUUUAAAAAUGUACAGGCAACAGGUUAUUAGAGUUUCACUGCUGUCUCCUGCCAAGGAAGAGACUGGCCAUUUGCGAAUGAUCCUGUUUAACUAGUAGCAUAUAAGCGAUGAAGGAUUUUAUAGCAUGUAAACAUAGACAUGAAGAACAAAGUAGACCAAAUAUGCCUUACAAUUGUUGUGCAAUAAUCAAUGGUUGGACCAAAUAUAUUUUAUGUUUCUGAAAUCUCCUGGAAAAAAUUUGGUGUCAUUUCUUUCUGCAAUUUUUCAUUUCAUCACAUGUAAAAGACAUGAUGGAAUGGAAAAUGCUAAGAUUACCUGGUCAGCGACUCCUGAUUUUGUUUUUGGCAUGCAGUAAGCAUGGUGGAGAGGAAAGGAAAUGUAGGUGUCAGUCAAUGUUUUUGAUCACAAGUGUUGAGGUGGCAAAGAACUUCAGAUCACAUAGUGAUGUUCCACAAGAAAACAAAA